Molecule: messenger RNA, 665 nt
Organism: Drosophila persimilis
Lineage: Eukaryota; Metazoa; Arthropoda; Insecta; Diptera; Drosophilidae
Gene: Rnf11
Product: RING finger protein 11
Exons: 2
Coding region: 48-497 (149 amino acids)
Source: RefSeq, a predicted model, not a curated record
UCUUUAAAUAAAACCACCUUUACGAUAAAACCACACCAAAGGAUAGAAUGGGAAAUUGCUUGAAAAUUAAUAGUUCUGAUGACAUUUCACUUUUGCGAGGCAGUGAAAGUGUACACAGGCAAAACAGCGGACCUCUGCCAAUGUUUCAGAACGAGCAGUAUCAACAAAUCUUUUUUCCAUCGCCAUCCACUUCCAUCGGCCAUGCUCCAAUAGCAGGCCAUUCACAACUUUCCGAGGAGGACCAAGUUAAAAUAGCAAAACGGAUUGGUUUAAUGCAACAUUUACCAAUAGGCACAUAUGAUGGUAGCUCGAAAAAAUCACGAGAGUGUGUUAUUUGUAUGGCCGAAUUUUGCGUUGAUGAAGCUGUUCGCUAUCUUCCAUGUAUGCAUAUUUAUCACGUGAAAUGCAUAGACGACUGGUUAAUGAGAAGUCUCACUUGUCCCAGCUGCUUAGAGCCGGUCGACGCUGCUUUGUUAACAAGUUAUGAAACAACAUAGCUCAACUGCAAUAUGCCACUGUCUGUUAGUCAAUACAGUAGGCAUUGUAAAACAUGCAAAACACCAUGAACAUUUUUAUUGUUAAACUCGUCAUAGUAAUCAUUGAUUAAAAAAAUUCUUUGUCUUUAUUGUUACCGCUUGUGGGUAUAUAUUAUCACAUUUUUUUUU